Messenger RNA from Schizophyllum commune H4-8, 1036 nucleotides. RefSeq lists its product as uncharacterized. The record is from RefSeq and is a predicted model, not a curated record. The coding region runs from base 247 to 954 and encodes 235 amino acids. The transcript has a single exon. NCBI's taxonomy places the organism in Eukaryota, Fungi, Basidiomycota, Agaricomycetes, Agaricales, Schizophyllaceae.
UCGCGAAGCCGCGCGUGAUCUGCGGGCGCGCGCGCAGGCUGCCUUCGUCGAUGCUGUAAGGGGAUUCCACGCUGUAUAUUCGCUGGGGGUGGCGCACGCGGGACGCGGUCACUGCCCGCCAUGCAAGCGUGUCCUGCAUCCUCACGGGACGGGGGAGAGCCACUCGCGACGAACAGCCGGUGGCGCAUCGAUUUGUAGUCGCUGAUCAGGUGCGCUCGUCAUAGAGGACAUGACUUGCGAGGUUGAAUGCAGUCGCGGGCCUUAGACUUAUCAGAUGCGGGACGCUGGAGGCGUGUUGGCAGAGGGAGACGUUUGCAGCCAGCGCUAGCUCCAGCCGAGAUACCUGCAACAGCAGGGCGCGGUUUGGCAGCGCUGCUAGAAGGUGCGAGGGCGAGUAUCUGGGAGUUCUCGUGUGGUUUGACUGUAGAGCGUGUGGCAUCCGUCUGGCCCUCACCGACGGAAGCCGCAGAACGCUCUUGUGAUUCCCCGCGUCUCAACUUGAUGCCGAGCUCGGCACCCCAAGAGCCGGGGGCGGGGCGCACAUCCCGGGGCAAGCGGGGAAGGAUCUCACAAAUUGGAAUAGGCAAUCGGGACCGCACACGUGCUGCUUCCUAUGACCGACCAACACCCGUAAUAUCCGUCCGAACGGCCAUUCGGAUUGCGCAGGACCCUCUGCAACUUAUCUCCUACCCUCAUCUUCUCCCCAGCUCGCGCACGAAUCCCCUCAGCGCUCCCCUCCAGCGACAUAGCUCCAUACACGGCAAGGUCGUUCAUGUGGUCUCUAGGACCGUUUUACGGUUGCUUGUGAUGCCAUAUCAGAUCUGCCAAGUGCGGAACCAAUACAUUUCAUCCCUCCAGCUCGCGUUCAGGUCCGGCCGCUUGGCUCGCUUGCUGCUUUUAUAUACGCCAUCGCAUAUCCUUUUUGACCGGGGAUUUAUCGCGCACCGCACUUGAAACGCACCAGGUUCCUGUGUAGUCUAGCCACGGGAUCUCGCGCGCGUCGGCAUUCCAAUAUAAACCAUGCAAAGUGUUGUAC